AUGUUAAUCAUAAAAAACUUGGACGAAAUGAUCAUUUCAUUUCUGGCGUACUUCAUCGGACAACCCGAUCCCAGAGUCCGGAACUGGACGAUGAUGGCCAGUCCGUUCCCCACAUUAGCAAUCAUAAGCGUCUAUUUAUUAUUAGUUUUGUACAUAUUACCUGCCUAUAUGAAGAACAGAAAACCGUUUAAGUUAACACGCACAAUCAGAAUUUAUAAUAUUCUUCAAGUAAUAUCAUGUGUCGCUAUAAUUUACAACCUAUUAACGGCAGGCUGGAUACAGGGUGAAUACAGUUACGGUUGCGCCCCAAUAGACUACUCCAACAACCCCAAUCCCGUUAAAAUGGUCACCCAAUUCUACUGGCUUUAUUGGUUGAAGGGCGUCGAAUUGGUAGAAACCAUCUUCUUCGCUCUCAGGAAGAAAUUCAGUCAAAUAAGCGGCCUGCACGUUUACCAUCAUGCCUCAACAUUCUUCCUAGCUUUUGUAGGUUGCAAAUUUAUUGGAGGUGGAAUGGCCUCAGUUCCAAUUAUAGUGAAUUCUUUUAUUCACGUCCUCAUGUACACCUAUUACUAUUUGUCCUCGUUGGGACCCGAAUGGCAGAAAAAACUCAGUCCAUGGAAACCCAGACUCACUAUGUGCCAAAUGAUACAAUUCACAUUACUGAUAAUACACGCGAUGACAGCCAUACCAUCGAGCUGCGCAGUACCGAAGCAAUUCCUUAUGAUUUACGUGCCAAACGUGAUUGUCAUCUUCAAAAUGUUCUACGAUUUUUACAACGCCAGCUACACGAAAUCGGCGAAAAUGCCGAAAAUGGCCCAACAGAACGGUAUCAACGGCCACAGGAAAAGCAAAUGA
This is a messenger RNA of Phyllotreta striolata, 855 nucleotides long. Lineage: Eukaryota; Metazoa; Arthropoda; Insecta; Coleoptera; Chrysomelidae. The record is from the annotation of a GenBank genome assembly.